AUUAUACAUUCUUCUGCCGCUGUCUGUCUCGUCUCUGGUUCGAAUCUCCAGACGGUGCAUAAUUUUUGCACUAUUCUCUGCAAACCUUCCGUCACAGCUCCCCGGAAGAAGGAAAGAGAUGGACUUUGAUGACGAAGAAAAACAAAAAGAUGUCUCAAAGACCCGUAGAUUUGCACCUGGUCGUGCCCGAAAGCCCAAACCUGACCCAACUCCAGUGCAUCCCUCACAAACCGAUGCUCCUUCCGAGUCUGUCAGCAAGAAGAAGAAGACGUUGAUGGAGGAGGAAGAAGAAGAAGAAGACGUUGUUGUUCGUGAGAUUGACGUGUUCUACAAUCCAUCUAUUGGUGCUAACACUGAGCUUUAUGUUCUACAAUACCCUCUAAGACCGUCUUGGCGUGCAUAUGAAAUGGAUGAACGUUGCCAAGAAGUUAGAGUGAACCCUUCUACCUCCGAGGUGGAAAUUGAUUUGUCUAUGGAUGUUCACUCCACUAACUAUGACUCAAAGUCUGCAAGUGAAUUACAUAUAACUAAGCAGACCUUGACAACAACAUGGAAACCGCCUCCUAAGUUGGACUAUGCUAUUGGAGUUCUUUCAGGUGAUAAGUUACACUUGAAUCCUGUUCAUGCUGUUCCUCAGCUCCGACCGUCUAUGAAGUAUCUUUCAUCAAAAAGAAAACAAGCAGAAGCUCCUGAAGAAUCUGCCAGAACAUCAAAAAAGCAGAACAAGGUAGUACAAGCUUCUAAGGAUCAGAAACCAUUAUUACAUGAAGAAAAUUGGGUUUCACUCAAAUAUCAUGGACUUGAAUCAGAUUCUCACUCUAGAUACCUUACCAAAAUGAUGGCCAGUGAGAACUUUACAAUAGACUUCAACAUGAGCCGGGAAGCUUAUAUCAACUCAUUGUGCCGUGGGGAAAGCAGCAGAAACUCGAAAAGGUGAUGCAACUCUUUAAGGAUGGGUUUGUUUUAAUGACUUCAAAAGUUUUGAAUUAUAUGCUGAGAGAUUCAUUUUGUUAUCCAUUAGGACCGUUAUGACUCAGUAACAUUUAAGGCAACUCUAGUGAACUUGCGUUG
This is a messenger RNA of Raphanus sativus (radish), 1071 nucleotides long. RefSeq names its product DNA-directed RNA polymerase III subunit rpc5-like. Gene Ontology annotation, biological process: DNA-templated transcription. The transcript has 10 exons. Gene Ontology annotation, cellular component: nucleus; RNA polymerase III complex. The record is from RefSeq and is a predicted model, not a curated record. Bases 119 to 937 code for a protein of 272 amino acids. NCBI's taxonomy places the organism in Eukaryota, Viridiplantae, Streptophyta, Magnoliopsida, Brassicales, Brassicaceae.